CUUAUUCUCCAAUAAAUUGUCAUCCCACACCUCUCAACAUAGAUUCUCGUAUAUAUACACAAAAACAAGUAUAUCUAUAUACCAAAAAUUUAAUUUAAAAUAGCCAACUUAUAGUUACUCUUAUUAUGUCGUUAUUGUAGGUUAUGGUUGUUGAUCUUAACGGUAAACCAACGGCCGGUUUCCCUCGACUCCGGUUUUUCCGCUACCGCCGUCUCCGGUGACAUAAGUUCAUCAUUUAACGAAUUUCAUUCUUAAUUCUAUUAUUUUUUGUAUAUACAUACUAAAGUUACUCGAUGUCGAUGAAGAAAAGCAGUCCAAAAGGACUAGUGAAGAACAAAAAAGGAAGAUUGACGGAAAAAUCGUCGUCGUUUCACGGCCGUUUGGCUGAAGAUAUGGUAGGCAAAUUAGCGAGACCGAGGACGGUGCCGGAUUUAGUUUCCGGUAGGAAUACGGUUCCGAAUGAGUCUCCGGUGACGGUCACGCCACCUAAAUUGACGAAGCUGUUGCUAAACGUGACGGUUCAAAGAAGUUUAGGUCCUGUACACGUUUUGAUCUCGCCGGAAUCGACGGUUGGUGAUCUGAUUGCUGCCGUGUUACGGCAGUUCGCGAAGGAAGGCCGGAGGAUGGUAUUUCCGUCGUUAGAUCCUUCUGGAUUUAAUCUCCAUUAUUCGCAGUUUAGUUUAGAAAGUUUAUCGCCGGGCGAGAAGUUGAAUGAGUUAGGUUCAAGGAAUUUCUUUCUAUGUCCCAAGCAAUCAGCGAUAUCGUCGUCUUCAUCUACAUGCUCGAAGGAAGCCGAAAAAGAGGCGAAAAACGGACUAGGGUGGCUCAGAUUCAUGGAAUUCAUGCUAUGAAAUUACUUAGUAUACACGUUUACUAUUCUUAUUAGUUUUAUUCAUCUUCUUCUUCUUCAGUAUUUAUAAUUUUGAAUUAUACUGUCGAGUUCAAAUAGUAGUUUGUACAAACAGAAUUAGUUACUUUCAUCAAGAAUAAAGAAUGAUUGAUGAUAAGAUUUGAAGUUACAGUGAUGGAUUAGCUUGUAGCCUUGUAUGUGUAUAUAUUACCUUUCAAAAUAUAAAAGGAUAUCCAUUUGAAAGUA
This is a messenger RNA of Erigeron canadensis, 1096 nucleotides long. RefSeq lists its product as uncharacterized. The record is from RefSeq and is a predicted model, not a curated record. Lineage: Eukaryota; Viridiplantae; Streptophyta; Magnoliopsida; Asterales; Asteraceae. The transcript has 2 exons. Bases 294 to 851 code for a protein of 185 amino acids.